Messenger RNA from Pungitius pungitius (ninespine stickleback), 665 nucleotides. RefSeq names its product small EDRK-rich factor 2b (gene serf2b). Lineage: Eukaryota; Metazoa; Chordata; Actinopteri; Perciformes; Gasterosteidae. The transcript has 3 exons. The record is from RefSeq and is a predicted model, not a curated record. The coding region runs from base 149 to 337 and encodes 62 amino acids.
UGACGUCGUGCUUCUCGUCCGGAAGUCUCGCGUUACUUGGCAGCCUCAACGCAACGUAGCAGCCGCUGGAGCGACGAAGGGAACCCACGGCCCUUUGGCUGAGCUGAACUAUUUGGACUUUUGAACGAAAGAAGCGGCGUCUAUUAAAAUGACGAGAGGAAAUCAACGUGAGCUUGCACGUCUGAAGAAUGCCAAAAAAAAUCCCGACCAGGGUAAACCCAAGAAGGGGGAGGAAGGACUCUCUGCUGCUGCACGGAAGCAGAGGGAUGCCGAGAUAAUGCAACAGAAGCAGAAGAAGUCGGAUGGAGGGGGGAAGGAGGAGACCAAGUCCAAGUAGAGAAUGAUGUCAGAAACAAAUUCAACUCUGCGCUUCAAUAACAUCCCAUGUUAAGCAUUGUUCCUGUUGUUUCUCAGAAUGAUAAUUUUGUCUAGCCUCAAGAAUCUAGGAUCCUACAUUCUUCCCCACGUUGGAUUCUUUAUUUUUACUUUUGUCCGAUCAAGUCAACGGUUGUCCCACAUUGGUGCUGCAUGCAUAAAAGCAUCAGUGGUGUAAGCAGCAGAAGGAAGAACAAGUCUUCAAGACAACAACAUCUACUUAACAGUUGUGUAUUUUUGUACAAAAAUAUCCCCUGCUGGUUUCAAAUAAAGUGUAUCUUUUUAGUUGA